This is a messenger RNA of Papilio machaon (common yellow swallowtail), 2149 nucleotides long. Its product is annotated as histone H2A deubiquitinase MYSM1. The transcript is spliced from 10 exons. NCBI's taxonomy places the organism in Eukaryota, Metazoa, Arthropoda, Insecta, Lepidoptera, Papilionidae. The record is from RefSeq and is a predicted model, not a curated record. Gene Ontology annotation, cellular component: BRISC complex; BRCA1-A complex. Gene Ontology annotation, molecular function: polyubiquitin modification-dependent protein binding; metallopeptidase activity. The coding region runs from base 1 to 2097 and encodes 698 amino acids. Gene Ontology annotation, biological process: double-strand break repair.
AUGGCGGAUGAAGACGAAAUUGACAUUCUUGGAGAUUUUUCGUUUAAUUCUUGUUUGGCCCAAAAUAAUCAGGGAAUCCCUUCCUGUUCAGAUAGGGAAGACACAGUACAUCCUCAAUGGCUGCUUGACUCAACUGCUACAAACUGGUAUGAUAACCAAAAUAAAAACAAUAAUAGGUCCAAAGAUGGACCUUUGCGUAAGUUGUCAGGAAAUAAUACAAGAAAGAUACAAUUUGUAGAAUCUGAAACUUCAUGGAGUCAAGAAGAAAGAGACAUUCUUAAAAAAGAAAUGGAAAAAUAUGGUCAAAACAGUCAUAAAAUAGCACAAUCACUGAAAACAAAGACUACAGCUGAAAUACAAGCAUUGAUUGAAGUUGAACAUGGAGUUAACCUGGAGACGCAAGCAAUAGGAGUAUUGAAACAUGAGGAAUUUGACAAUAUACCAGUUGUUGUACAAGAAGAAGUUAUUUUGGAUGAUAUAAUAACUAUCCAAGACUCUAUAGAUAUGGUUUCAACAGCACUUCCAACUAUACCUGUUACAAAGAAAUCACCCAAAAAGAAACAUUAUGUGAAAUCAUCAAAAAGCCUACUAAAACCUGAUAUUCUAGAUUUAAAAGAACCAAGUCUAGUUGCUAUAAAUCCAUCAGAAAUAUUCUAUGAUGAUGAUCUAAAUGUUGGUUCAACUGAAUCUAUUGGUACAGAAAUUGAUGCAGGUGAUGCUGUUUUACAAAAUUUAGCAAAGCAACAUAAAGAAAAGGUAAAAGGUGGAAAGAAAAUAGGUAAUCAUAGAAGGAAAGUUUCUAGGAAUUAUGAUAAAUCUAAAAGUAAGGACUUAUUGAAGUCACCACAAGGUAGACAAAGGAUUGAUUCUGGUGUACCUGAGGAUGAGAAGAGUCCUAAGAUGCAGAUUGUCUUAGGUUCGGGACAAGCUUUGCCUGUAUCGGAAGGUGAACAAGUUAUUAAAAUUGAGAAAAAGAAAGAUUCUGAUCCUGAGAGUGAUAUAGAGAUAGAUAUUGACAGUGACAAAGAAGAAAUAAAAGAACUAAACAGCAUCCAACAUACAAAUAAUUCAGCAGAAUGUGAAGAUAGAUUAAGACUAAUUAAAAAAGAAACACCAGCAGCUGUACCAAUAAGAAAGUUUGAACCAAUGCCAAAAAGGAGGAAGAGAUUUAAUUUGGAUGGUGGGGGAGGUUGUACAAUAAUGCACACAGCGGCGGGUGACAUGUACGAGGUUGCUCCGGAGCCGCGCCGCGAGCGCCCGCCUCGCAAACCUCCUAUACAUCUAAUGCGUUGUCGCGUUUACAAUGAUGACAAACCGGCGCCGUGCACUGUGUCGCUAAAUGUGUCAGCACUGAUCGCGAUGGAUGCGCACGCGCACACGUCACGCGGAGAAGUGAUGGGGCUGCUGGGGGGCGUGGUAUGUGCGGCCCCGCCCCCAGCCCCGCCCCCUGCCCCGCCCUCAGCCCCGCCCCGCCUGCUCAUCGCCGCCUACAGCCGCGCCGCCGCCGCCAACGCCCGCACACACUGCGACAUGGAUCCUGUGUCUCAGUCUAUGGCAGCGGAGGAGCUGCGUGGGCGUGGGCUGGAGGUGUGCGGUUGGCAUCACUCACAUCCCUCCUUCCCCUCCGCGCCCUCAGCACUAGACCUGCGCUCGCAGCGCGCCCUACAGGCGGCACUGGAGCGAGCCUCGCCCCACCCCCACACCCCCCACACACCCUUCCUCGCCCUCAUCACCUCGCAGCACUGGCCGCCAGGACGUGACGCCUCACAGUACACAUGUUUCCGUGUAGAAGAAGAUGGUGAUAGCAAAGAGGAAGACACUCCGGCAGGAUAUCAGCUGAGUGUGCGCGUGGAGGCGGACGUGUGCGCCGGCGACGUGCCGCGUGUACUGCGCGAGUUACACGCGUUGAGACAUGAGCAUACACGCGAUGAUCUCCUCGCUGUGGAUCUGACGAGAGAUGUUUGCCCUCACGCCGGUCUCACAUACUUAGAUAAGUUAAUAUCGAGUGUGUCACGACAUCUUCGCUCUGCGGGCUACAGCGACGAUGACGCGGUGACGACGCGGUUGUUGCGCGGCAUACGCGAGGUCUUCAGAUGACUUGAUGACUUGGAGUUGUAAAUUAUUAUCUGUGAUCAUAUUUAUAAGUACG